Fundulus heteroclitus (mummichog) is the source of this 4297-nucleotide messenger RNA. RefSeq names its product L3MBTL histone methyl-lysine binding protein 2 (gene l3mbtl2). Gene Ontology annotation, molecular function: zinc ion binding. Gene Ontology annotation, biological process: regulation of DNA-templated transcription. The record is from RefSeq and is a predicted model, not a curated record. Gene Ontology annotation, cellular component: nucleus. The transcript is spliced from 17 exons. NCBI's taxonomy places the organism in Eukaryota, Metazoa, Chordata, Actinopteri, Cyprinodontiformes, Fundulidae. Bases 464 to 2956 code for a protein of 830 amino acids.
UGUCUUUACUGUACGGAAGUUAUGGUUCCGUAGAUGAUGCCGAACAGCUCUUAUGUGAACAUUUUGCAGGUUUACGCCUCUUUUAACCAAGUGUGUGGCCGUAAUAUCCUAAUCAGGUGUUGUCACUGACGGACAAAUGAGCUGUCAGUACUGCUAGCAGUCAGCUUGUGUUUUGUUUAGCUGUCAGUAAAACAGCACGCAGACAGCUGUGGCAGCUGAACUACAUCGCGUUUCUUAUUUCGUAAGGAAACUUGUCUUGCGGUGUUUAGCGUAGACACGUUAUCAGUGCUGUGUAACAUUUUAAUUUGAUAUUGCAGAAUACAGAAUCGUUUGCAAAUCGCUUCUCGCAGUUAACUCGCCUCUCGAGCUCAUUGAAAGCAGCUCACGUGCGGAAAAAGACCCUGUGAAACCAGGCCUACGUUGAUGCCGGAAGCUUUGAGAAGCUGAUGGUCGCAUCUUUAAGAUGCCCUACCACUGCGUGGCCUACGGAUGCGGCAAAACCGCAGAGGACGGGGUGACGUUGUUCAAAUUCCCAAAGAAGCCAGAUGAGUUUCGCAAGUGGGAAAAGCAGGUCCAGAGGACCCGCGGGAACUGGGUGGCCACCAGCUUCUCUCGCCUCUGCAGCGAUCACUUUGGCAAAGAGUACUUCGAGAUGACGCUGCCCACAGGGGCCCUGCUGCUGAGGCCGGGGGCGGCCCCCACCGUGUUCGUCCGACCACGGUGCUCCUCCUGCGGUGGAGUGGGCUGCAGAGAGUGCCUGUCUUCUACCCAGCGCUGCACCUCAGGAGCAGAAACAGAGCGAAGGGACAGUGGAGAAUGCAAAGAAAAAGAGGUUGGUAAGAAAGUUGGUAAAGAAAAAGGUUUACCUAAAGGAGGGAGGAUGUCUAAGGAUAAAGGGAUGAAUGCCAAACCACUGUUUUGUGAGAUGUGUGGAACGCCUGGCAGUUUCAGCACCUUCUUUUCAAGAUCAAAACGUUUCUGCAGCUUGUCCUGCUCCCGCUCCUUUUCAUCAAACUCCAAGAGGUCCUCCAUACUGGCACGUCUGCAGGGACGACCUCCUUCAAAAAAAGCUACUGUGCUGAAUAAGGCGAUGAAAGUCUCAUCUGCAGCUACAGGAGUGGAAGCCCAUGCGGUGUUUGACUGGGGCUCCUAUCUGAAGACUGAAGCAUCUGUGGCUGCGUCCGUCUCUUGCUUUGCACAUGCUCCCUUGAGCUCUGAGUGGGAUGACGUCGUCGUUGGGAUGAAGGUGGAGGUCCUCAACACAAACGCUGUUCUUUCCAGUAAAGUCUACUGGAUUGCUACUGUUAUUCAGGUUGCAGGCUACAAAGCUCUGCUCAGAUAUGAAGGCUACCAACAUGACGGCAGCCAGGAUUUCUGGUGCAGCCUAGUUUCAGGAGACCUGAACCCGAUCGGAUGGUGCUCUAUGACCAGCAAGCUGCUGGUGCCGCCACAAGGCGUGAAAGGCAUCUCAGACUGGAAACUGUAUCUGAUGAAGAAGCUGGUGGGUGCCACCACCCUACCUGUUGACUUCUAUGUGAAGCUGGCAGAGAGUAUGAAGAACCCUUUCAAAGUAGGUAUGCACUUGGAGGUGGUGGAUCCCAAACACGUGAGUCAGACACGCGUGGCCAUCGUCGACUCCAUUGUUGGCGGCCGUCUCCGGCUGGUGUUUGCCGACCAAAGCGACAUCCCUGAGAAUGUGGUCCUUGACUUCUGGUGCCACAUGUGGAGUCCUCUUGUACACCCACUGGGCUGGUCAAAAUCAGUGGGUCAUGCUAUUAGGGCACCUGGAAACAAUCUGGAAGCUUCCGCCAACAUGAAGGGUAACGGUGAAAGCACAUUCCAGGUGUUUAAAAAGCCCAGGUUUGUCUUCAUGGGCGAGGGUUUCUUUGAGGAAGGGAUGAAGCUGGAAGCCAUUGAUCCUCUAAAUCUUGGAAACAUCUGUGUUGCUACCGUUCACAAGGUACUGCUGGACGGUUACCUUAUGGUGGGUAUUGAUGGGACUGAAACAAACAAUGGCUCUGACUGGUUCUGCUACCACGCUUCCUCCCAUGCCAUACUACCCAUUAACUUUUGUAAAAGGAACGACAUCACUCUCACUGUACCUCAAGGUUUUGAUCCUCAAAAUUUCACCUGGGACAAAUAUCUGCAAGAGACCAAAGCCAAAGCUGCACCAGCAAGACUCUUUAAUACUGACAAUCCAGGUCACGGUUUCUCCCCCAACAUGAAGCUGGAAGCGGUGGAUCUGAUGGAGCCGCGGCUGGUGUGCGUGGCCACCGUGAAGCGCUGCGUGGGUCGCCUUCUUCUGAUCCACUUCGACGGCUGGGACGACGAGUUCGACCAGUGGAUAGACCACCAGUCCCCGGAUAUCUACCCCAUCGGCUGGUGUGAGCUGGUGGGCUACCAGCUCCAGCCUCCUCCCGGACUCGUACACUUGGCUGAAAACCAGGUGGCACGGUACAAGAAACCCAAGCCCAUUGUGCACGGCCGAAAGAGAAAAAGGCACUUUAAGAAGCGGCUGUCCCAGGAACAAGCAACCAAUCCAGUUAAGGAGUCACCAGAAAGUUUCCAGAGCAGUCGACCGGAAACCCCGCCCAUCAAAACUGAAUCGGAGGAACAAGAGAUCGUCCCAGUGCAGGUGAAACUGGAGGAGAUAGAGACCCCUAUUGAGACUGGCAUGCCCCAGCAAGCCUCGCUGGGAACAGUAAAAGAGGAGGAGGCGGAGCAGCAGAUCGAGUCAAGACCGGCUCAGACGACGCAGCCCUGCCAAAGUGAGGACCCGGCAGAGGACAGGUCCCUCAAGGGGAACUUUAGGAGAGAUAUCACCAGUCACCAGAGUGAGAACAAAAGACCAAAUCCAGCUUUGAAGGACGAGAACCGAGAAAAUAGCAGCCUGGCUGAGAUGUGGAAGAGAGACACUGAGCAGGACAUGACAGAAGCUGGAGACAUGGACACGUGAGAUCUGUGCUUUAGGAGGACCUGGCAGCUGUGGGGACGGCCAAUAGUUUACAAUAAAAGAUUGGUUGUAAAAAAUGAUUUUCAGCCAUCUUUGGUACAAGCUGGAAUAAGUGUCUAUAUUUCACACAGAGCAGGCCACCGUUAAGCAACUACCUCACUUUAUCCACGUUUUUCUGGUUUACUUUGUGCCUUAUCCAUAUCAUUUGUUGUUGAAAUGUCCAAUCAGUUAAUGGUGUUUUCUAAACCAGCCGAUUUCCUGCCGUCUUUCGUAGGAGUAAUACCAGAUAUGUUAGUUUAUGGGUACUGCAAAGAAAAGAUGGAAUCGUAUUGCCCAACCAAACAGAAUGGAGCUAAAAUAUUUCAGCAUUAAAAACGUUGAUGAGUUUAUUAAACAGGUUAGAAGCUUCAAACCUUAGUUCUAACUGUACAAUCUUCAUUAUUUAUCCACACCUACACCUGGAUACUGGAGCACAACGUUGGUUAAAAACGGGAGAGGAAAGAGAAGCGGCUGGCCUGGGUAGAGAUUCCCAACGUAAAAAAAACUAAAUUAAAAAUGCACCUGUUAAAUGUUAUUGAAACUUUUUAAUCAAAGCAUCUAGCAACAUCUGUUGUAUUAAAAACAGACAAUAUAAACUUUAUAUAUUGUCAUCUAGAAUGUGUUGAUUGCUUUUACAGAUGAGGGCAUAAAUAUAGCAUAAAGCCUCGCUAAAUUUCGAAGACAUUUUCAAUUGAAUGUGCUUAUUGCUCAGAAUAUUACUCCUUUUUGACAUUUUGCUUUUGUCUGUGUGGGACUAAAAUGCUAAUAGCCUAACUAAUUAAGCAGUUACUAUAUGCUUAGGGAGCCUGCCUGCUCUCCGCUGCCUAACAGUUUGAGUAGUUUCACCUUAGAGCCGUUGUUGGUGUUUAGUCUUCACACCGCGAUUGUUGGAAGGAUUUCCAAACAGCUGGAAGAAAACUGUUUUUGCCUCAUUAUUCUCUGCCUCAUACGUUGGUGAAGAUUCUCAGUCAUCCAGGUCAUGAUCAAUCCAAAAAAAACAAUAGGUUUGAUUCCUGCCAAGUUUCACCCCAAGCCUAACAACUCUCCAUUGUGAGGGCCGAUCAGUUCCAGGUAAAUCCUGGCUCUAACAAAGCCUCGGCAGCAGGUCUCUAAAGCUUGGAGCUCCACACUACUCCAUUUUGAAUUGAGAAAGCUUCCUGGAUGGGAAUCUAAAUGUCUUCAGCUUCAGAAUAAAGUCCUGUUUUAUUUUAAAUAAAUGUUUAGAUCUCCUCAUACAGCCAGAGAAAACUCUGCUCGAUGUACCUGACAUGUCAUUAAAAGGCUUUUGAACAGUAAGAGGUAAAA